AUGGCAAUGGCAUCAUUAAUCCCAAAAGAAAUUUGCUCUACACAAGAAUACCCAAAAGAAACUGAGGAUGGAGAAAUUGUUUUGGAUCCUGGAGAUGAAUAUAGUAAGCACGAGCAAAUACGCCAUUUACAAGCAACCCGGGUAUCUCUUGAAUGUAAGCUGCUUAAAGGUGCUUUUUCUUUUGCUGCUGUUCAUCCACCACACCAGCGACAGAUUGAUUCAUCAUCACGGUCGGUCCUUAGCAGUUUCUUAACAAAGGAUGGAAGAUACAUCGACCACUCCCUCGUUGCUGCCUGCGCUGUCCAUGAGUUGUCCGCUCUUGCUCUCGACAAAGAUGGCUCUUUCUGGACCAACGACGGCCUGCUUAACCAGCUACAUUAUCAACAGACUUUCCCCCGGCCCGAAGCAGUGUGGACAGAUGAUGGUCAUGCUAAUUCCUCAUGGACUCGCGCAUCCCGGGCUUCUGCUGUUGUCAAGAUGGAACACACCCUCCUUGCCAAGAAGCUCACCAUACGCUGUGAUAGGGACUGGGAACAGCUAUUCCCAUCCAUAGUGUCAAAAUCUACAGGCCUUCGAUUCUUGGUUCAGGGAUCACCGUAUUGUAACCCAGAUGGCUCCGUGCAGCUUAUCCAGAUAUCAUUGCAGGCGACUACACCUAUUGUUCCCGCAAGGACCUUUGUUAUCCUUAGAGCUUGUAAGAAGAUUGAUGAAUCGACUUGGGUAGUAGCCGACGUCUCAGUUGAUAGUUUGCUGAACGUUGGUUAUCCUUGCGGGUGUUUGAUACAAGGAAUAGCCGAUGGAUCGUCCCAGGUCACAUGGGUGGAGCAUUUGGAACUCGAACAGAGUUACCUGGACCCCAAGCUCUACAACGAUCUGUGCUGUAGAGGCUUUGCGUUCGGUGUCGAACGAUGGGUUGCGUGCCUUGCACGAUCGUGUGAAAGAAGAUCUUAUCGUCCAUCCAUGCCUGAUAUAGCUCUCACACGCUUAAGAGGACAAGGUACAUUUAUUUUUCCUAUCCUAUUCAUCAACAUUUUAAGUAGUUGUGAAUGA
Erigeron canadensis is the source of this 1050-nucleotide messenger RNA. Its product is annotated as homeobox-leucine zipper protein HDG11-like. The transcript is spliced from 6 exons. NCBI's taxonomy places the organism in Eukaryota, Viridiplantae, Streptophyta, Magnoliopsida, Asterales, Asteraceae. Bases 1 to 1050 code for a protein of 349 amino acids. The record is from RefSeq and is a predicted model, not a curated record. Gene Ontology annotation, molecular function: lipid binding.